Molecule: messenger RNA, 1585 nt
Organism: Erpetoichthys calabaricus (reedfish)
Lineage: Eukaryota; Metazoa; Chordata; Cladistia; Polypteriformes; Polypteridae
Gene: nrtn
Product: neurturin
Exons: 3
Coding region: 362-994 (210 amino acids)
Molecular function (GO): growth factor activity; glial cell-derived neurotrophic factor receptor binding; receptor tyrosine kinase binding
Source: RefSeq, a predicted model, not a curated record
UAAUCACCACUAUUUGGCUUCACUAAAUUCUUAAGAAGACUGAGGAUGUUCACUUGCGAGCGACAUGGGCUUUGAUUUGCUGGUGUGGCAGACCCUGGAUUCCUGGCUGUGUGCCCCCUCGCUCCCAGACGCGCACGGUAGAAGAUCCUGUGCUUUAAAUUAACGCUCGUUUCUCAACAGUCCUUCUGUCACUUCUUUUAUCUAUGGAUGGUUUGGGAAAUCCGGAGAACCCUGGGUGCUUUUUCUCUUCCGUCAGUUUGGAAUAUUCAGUUUGCUGUUCCUAAAAACGAGGAAUAAAACGAAUUCAAAGAAGUCUGGAUCACCCGGGCUAACGAAUUUCAAUGCUCUCAUUCGCUCUAAGAUGAAGUUAUGGAAGUUUGCAGGAAUCACCCUGAUGCUGCUUGGCGCCACACUCUCUGUUUUAUUCUGUAAAAACAUGAUCCUGGAAGGAGAGGAACACACAUCCAAGUCUUCAUCAUCACUGUCAACUUUUCCAGCACAUCCUGCUAGUCUCCGAAGACAGACCCGAGCAGCAGGGAAGCCCAGCUCCAUCUUGAGAGACAUUACUGCUUUGCUCCAAAGCUACACAGAAGGUGACGUCCAGCAGCUAAUCAGCUCCCUCAUUGACCGACACAGGCCUGACUCAAAAGACCUGAUGGCUAGCACGGCCAAGAGGACUAAAAGGGCAAAGAAGGGCCUGAAGCCUUGCUCCCUCAAAGAGCUGGAAGUCAGCGUAAGUGAGCUGGGCCUGGGCUAUGAAGGAGAGGAGAUUUUGCUUUUCCGGUACUGCAGUGGAAAAUGCCACUCCAGCCGUCGUAACUACGACCUUACUCUGGAGCACAUGAAGAAGCGAGGCCGCGUAAAGAAAGGGAAAGCCAGGCACAAACCCUGCUGUCGGCCCACCGCCUAUGAUGAUGACAUCUCCUUCUUGGACACAAAUAACCAGUAUCACACGAUCAAGGAUGUGUCUGCCAAGGAAUGUGGCUGUGUUUAGAACACUGGCAUGCGGUUUAAACACUUCUGGGCUUGAUGAUAGGACAUGUGCAUAAUGAAACCAGAAGCAAGUUCACAAUUGGGAGCAAGUCCCCGUUUGGUUAUGGUAAAUCACAUCAUUUAAAUUUACAGGAGGCUUGCCCUCCAUUGACAGCCACCGCAAUUUCAAGUUACAGCUGGCAUUUGUCACCAAUUCUAUAAAACUCUGGCAUCAGCUCCAUUGUUCAUAUGAAGGAGCGUAUUACUGAUGGUUAGCAGCAAUUAUUAAGGAAUGUCAAAAACUAGUAAUUGAGCAGUGCAAAAAAAAAAGUGUAAUAAUAAUGACGCAGUCCAUUUUGUUGAGCAAAAAUGAAACUCUGUACUCCAUAUGGUAUAGUAAUUUUUUUUUUUUUUUUUUUACUAGUUUCUUGGGUGUUGGCCACAAAUAAAAUGUUUGGAGUGUAGAGCCUAGAAAUUGGGAGCAUUCCACGUUUAAAAGAAUAACUGAGAAGAGAUGCCCCUUCACAACAAAUCAAACGCUAGCAUUUCGUGCAAACGGUGAUUAAAAAAUGUCCUCGCCAACGUGGAAGUUCGAACGAUUUAUUAGACUGUG